CCCACUUUGUCUUUUCUCCAUUUGGAGCGCACCUAAUGGAGAGAGUUGAGUUGACUAGAAGAACUGUCCUACAGACGGCCGUAGCCGCCCUAUGUGUGGAGACUGGAUACCUGAGCGUGGAGAAGCAUGCUCUAGGAUCUCUGACAGAAGCUACUCAGAGCUUUAUCAGUGAGCUGGGACGCACUGCUCGUAUGUACAGUGAGCUGGCCUCAAGGACAGAGCCUACAGUCUCAGACGUACACUCAGCACUCAUUGACGCAGGAUUUGAUGUCAAUGGUCUCCCUGAGUACUCUAAGAGACCGCAGAGAAGACACUUGGCAAAACAGCCUCGUAGCUACCCUCAACCUCAACCACGAUGCCUUCAGGUGGGGUCAAAGUGCACCCGUCCGUCCAACAUCCCUCCACACCUCCCCCUCCUCCCUGACCCCCACACCUACGUCAAGACCCCUACGUUUAUUGUCCCUGCCAGUGACUACCGGAGUGUGAGGGAGAAACUAGCCAUGGAGAAGCGCAACUCACGACGAGCUCUCUCCACCCUCCUCUCAAAGACACGCCCCUCCCACCCCGUGGCUGGGACCACUGACGCCUCAGGACUUUAUACAGUGGUCACCAGCGAGCUGACAGCCUCUCCCUCCUACAUGCAAGCACUUCUAGUCUCCACAGAGGAACAAGAGGAGGCUAAUGAUGACCACACCCCUCAGGACCCCCCUGGAGAUGUGGACCUCCUGCAGAGCCAAGAGAGGUCAGAACAAACAGAGACUAAUAACAGUGACUCUUAUGAGAACCCGUUUUUGAAACCAGCUAAACAAGUCAAAAUAACAUUAUUAAAUAGAUCCACUCAAUAGUUGUUAAACUGUUUUGUGCUGCUCAUUAAUUUUCAUAAUGUUAAUAUUGAAUUUCUAUCUUUUUCAUAACCAGUAAACUACUUACCGUAUAGCGGGUAUAUUUCGAGAGUAUAAACUUUUGCAGAAUGA
Molecule: messenger RNA, 974 nt
Organism: Halichondria panicea
Lineage: Eukaryota; Metazoa; Porifera; Demospongiae; Suberitida; Halichondriidae
Product: transcription initiation factor TFIID subunit 8-like
Exons: 6
Coding region: 36-845 (269 amino acids)
Biological process (GO): transcription initiation at RNA polymerase II promoter
Cellular component (GO): transcription factor TFIID complex
Molecular function (GO): protein heterodimerization activity
Source: RefSeq, a predicted model, not a curated record